Conger conger (European conger) is the source of this 2450-nucleotide messenger RNA. RefSeq names its product adenosine receptor A3-like. The transcript has 2 exons. Gene Ontology annotation, molecular function: G protein-coupled adenosine receptor activity. The coding region runs from base 101 to 1117 and encodes 338 amino acids. Lineage: Eukaryota; Metazoa; Chordata; Actinopteri; Anguilliformes; Congridae. Gene Ontology annotation, biological process: G protein-coupled adenosine receptor signaling pathway. The record is from RefSeq and is a predicted model, not a curated record. Gene Ontology annotation, cellular component: membrane; synapse; dendrite.
GCAGAACUUCCUUAAACCCCAAUAACCUUUCAGCAGCAGACAGUGUGCAGAGGCUCACUUGCUGAGCAGCUCAAGAAGAACAGGAACUCUCUCUCUCAAAAUGACUGAUAAUAUGGACAUCGUGUAUGUAUCGCUGGAGGCGGUGGUAGCCGUGUUGUGUUGCCUGGGCAACCUCUUGGCGAUCUGGGCCGUGUGGACCAGCGGGUCUCUACGACAUCCCACGUUCUGCUUCGUGGCAUCGCUGGCGGGGGCCGACUUCCUGGUGGGGAUUCUGGGGAUCCCCCUGACCGUGCUGGUGGAUGGCAAGGUGAUUACCUCGUUCCACGGCUGCCUGUUCCUCUGCUGCUCGUUGAACAUGCUAAACCAGGCCUCCGUGCUGCUGCUCCUGGCCAUCGCCGUGGACCGACACCUGAGAGUGAAGAUCCCGCUCAGAUACAAGCGGAGCGUCACGCAGAAGCGGUCGGGUGCGGCGGUGGCGCUGUGCUGGCUGCUGGCCUUCGUCCUGGGCUUUCCGCCGAUGUUCGGCUGGUACAACCGCCAGACCCUGUCCGAGAUGGAGAGCUCCAACGCCACCACCCUCGUCUGCCGCUUCGUGAACGUCAUCCCCCUGUCCUUCCUGGCCUACUUCCAGUUCUUCGGGUGCAUACUGCUCCCGCUGCUGGUGAUGUGGGGCCUGUACGCCCACCUCUUCUACACCAUCUCCAAGCGGCUGCAGAAGAGCCAGUCCACGUGCUCCCAGUCCCACGCCUACUACGCCAAAGAGCGCAAACUCGCCAAGUCCCUGGUGUUGGUCCUGGUCCUCUUCGCCAUGGGCUGGCUGCCGCUGUGCCUUAUUAACAGCGUUUUGGCCUUCGGUGUUCACGUCCCGCUGGUCGUCAUCUACGUGGGGGUCUUCCUGACGCAGGCGAACUCCGCCAUCAACCCGAUCGUGUACGCUUUCAAGGUGCCCAAGCUCAGGAAAGCCUACCUGCAGGCCUGGAGGAAGUGCACCCCCUGCUGUCAGCGGGAGGUAGCGCAGAGCACUGAGAGCAAGGAGAGCAGCAGCGCCGUCAGAAACAACAGGGUGGCAAAAUCCACGGAAGAUUCUUGCGAUAAACUGGAUUAUUCUGAAACCUAGGCCUGACCUGACCUAGUUGUGCCCGCGUAGCUUCAUCAAUAAGCCAUUCUGCUUAAUGUGAUUUGUCAGCAACAUUUUAGAAUGUGGGUAGGAUUCGAUCAGCAUUAGUCCUGAACUUUGACAAACAAAAUCAAGAAAGAGGCUUUGACACUUUGGUGAGUUCGGGAAUCGCUGAAAUGAACUUGCUAAAUUGAAUUUGCCAAGAUAAAUUCCGACAUCCGACAGUUUACAAUUAAAGAGCUCUGUUUUACCAUAAAGUGCUGGUGAACUGCAGAAAUAUACAUGUUUCCAGUCAGUAAACAAAGUAAAAGUUCAGAGUUAAAAAGAAGUGUGAAAAGAAAUGAAUUGUGCAUUGACAAACAACAUAUAACAUGCUAAAUGUGAGUGGGUGUCAAUCUGUGUUUAACUCCAUUCCUGGAGGGCUGCAAUUUAUAUUUAUAAAUGAAAUAUGUCCUGAAUGCAAAAAACUAAAUCUCAAAUUAUUGCUUGUUUUGUUGGUCUAAUUUUACCGUAACGUUGGUUGAUGUUAUCCUUGCCAACCUUGAGCUUGUUAAUCUCUCAGCAGUUUUUACUGUCAGUUACAAUUGGCUCAGGCAGCAAGCGCAGUCGUCUGGCAGUCGGAGGGUUGCCGUUUCGAUCCCCCGCCCUAACCCCUAAAUGCUCCUGACGAGCUGGUUGGCACCUUGCAUGGCAGCCAAUCGCUGUUGGUGUGUGAGUGUGUGUAUGAAUGGGUGAAUGAGGAGCAUUAAUUGUACAGUGCUUUGUAUAAAGGUGCUGUAUAAAUCCCAACCGUUUCCCAUUUGCCAUUUACAAUUGUUAUACCGCACUGCCACCACUAGGAGGGGCAAGAGGCACUGACACUGCCAUUGCAGUCUAACUAUUGUGUGAUAUUCAACUGAUGUAAUCAUACUAAAACAGCGGCGGUAAGAAUACACUAUGCACUUAUUUAGGCCUAAUCGUAAUGAAUUAAUAGGGUAUGCAUGGUUAAUGCUCAAGCUGAUUGUCCCAUCAGCAAUGAGUUACAAUGAGUUUUUUUUAUCUUACAUUCUAUUUCAAAGAAAGCUUUUUUCUUCAUUUCUGUUCUACCAGUCUGAGUUUUAUCUCUGUCUGGCAGUUAUGAUAAUUUGUAUGGCAGUUAUUUAAAGAAUUCUCUACGUGACUAUGUUCACAAUUACAUUGUGGUUAUAACGGUUUACCCUGACACAGAAAUCUUUGCAAGGAAGUUUCCAUCUGUGUCAUAUUUCUGUUUCACUCACGAUAUGCACGUCUGAAUGUAGAAAUGUAGCUUUCUGCGUUAAGAUUAUUUUUUUUAUAAAAAUGGUCGAAAGGUCAA